GACUCUCUGCAUUAAUCCAAUCGGUGAAGAAAGUGAAAGUGAAAGAACAAGUUCUCUCCCUGCUCCUUCUGCGAUGGAUUACCGAUAGCGUAACCGCCAAAAAAGUUGUCGCCGAUCUCUCCGUACCGUCCCGCCGGCGACGCCUUGCCGGAACCCUAGCUGACCCCCUCUCCUGUUUUUCUUCUCACUGUGUUCUGUUCUGCUUCUCCGACUUCUAAUAGUUGGUACUUUAUUGCUGUGCGAGAGAGAGAGGGGGGGAGAGAUGUACGUGGUUCCUCCACCUCAGAGAUCCGGGUCGAAUUCCGGAUCUAUAGACGGGUCGGAAGUGUUAAGGAUUUAUCAGACCUGGAAAGGCAGCAAUAAAUUUUUUCUUCAGGGGAGGUUUAUAUUCGGACCAGAUGUAAGAUCGCUGGCACUCACUAUAUGCCUUAUUGUUGCCCCAGUCACCAUUUUCUGUGUCUUUAUUGCCAGAAAACUAAUGGAUGAUUUUUCUGAUGACUGGGGAGUAUCAAUAAUGGUUGUUGCUGUUGUAUUCACCCUUUAUGAUUUAGUUCUCCUCUUCCUAACCUCUGGAAGAGAUCCUGGUAUAAUUCCUCGCAAUGCACACCCUCCAGAGCCUGAAGGCUAUGAUGCAAGUGCAGAAGUUGGAGGUGGCCAAACACCACAGUUACGCUUGCCUCGCAUUAAGGAAGUGGAGGUCAAUGGGAUUACUGUGAAGAUCAAGUAUUGCGACACCUGCAUGCUCUAUAGACCUCCUCGCUGCUCUCACUGUUCAAUUUGCAAUAACUGUGUGGAACGAUUUGAUCACCACUGCCCUUGGGUCGGGCAGUGUAUUGGGCUGCGGAACUAUCGGUUCUUCUUCAUGUUCGUAUUCUCGACUACUCUUCUUUGUAUAUAUGUUUUUGCCUUCUGCUGGAUCUACAUUAGAAGGAUCAUGGAAGCAGAGGAAACAACAAUUUGGAAAGCAAUGACCAAGACUCCUGCCUCUAUUGUGCUAAUAAUAUACACUUUCAUCUCUGUGUGGUUUGUUGGUGGCUUAACUGCCUUCCAUUUAUACCUUAUCAGUACAAAUCAGACUACUUAUGAGAAUUUUAGAUAUCGAUAUGAUAGGCGUGCCAACCCCUACAACAAAGGAGUAGUGCAGAACUUUGGGGAGAUAUUCUGUGCUGGUGUUCCCCCAUCCAAGAACAACUUCAGGGCAAAGGUGCCUAGGGAACCUGGGUUACCAGCUCGAUCGGUUGGUGGGGGUUUUAUCAGUCCAAACAUGGGAAAAGCCGUGGAAGAUAUUGAAGUGGGCAGAAAAACUGUGUGGGGAGAUAUGGUGGCCGGUGCAGAUCCUCGCGAAGGACAGAUUUCCAACAAUGAUGGUUUGAACAUCAAGGAUGGUGGAAUGGGCGAAUUGUCCCCAGAGAUAAGGACUACCGUGGAUGAGGGAGACCGUCCUGGAAUUCAUCCAAGACGCUCUAGUUGGGGAAGGAAGAGUGGUAGCUGGGAAAUGUCACCUGAAGUUAUAGCUUUGGCAGCUCGAGUAGGGGAAUCGAAUCGCUCAGGAGGUGGCAGCAGCAGUAGCAGCAACUUGGCGGCCGGGAACCGGCAUGUGGACUCAAAGCCGUGACAGAAUAGCCAGAAACUGGAAAGGCAAAGAUUAAUUCGAUUGCUGGAUUUGGAGUUUGGACAGUCGAAGCCUGGGUCUUCUUCACGUUAUUUUUUCUUGCAGGAUAUAGCCGGAUUUGCUUUCACAGGGUGUUUCCGAAGUAAUGGUUUGGCUAUUGUGGUUUUAGGGAAAGAAUGGUUGUUGUGUUCCAAGAGGGUUUUCUUUGUUUUUGGGUUUCGAUUUUCAUUUGGGGAGGUUUUUUUCAGUCCUGAUAUUAUAUUUGCAUUUGUGGAAUUAGUAGCAGCUAGUGUCUAAUUGUUCCGACUUCCACUGACAAAGUUGUACAUGGAAAUGGUUAAAUGGAAUCUCUUUGCUUUGCCUUGGGAGUGGGCUGGGAUCACUGAAAUUGGGUUGUCUAAAGCGGUGCAUCCCCUAACCCUAGAAAUUUUAUUGAUGAAAAAAUUUCAUC
This is a messenger RNA of Malania oleifera, 2063 nucleotides long. Its product is annotated as probable protein S-acyltransferase 7. NCBI's taxonomy places the organism in Eukaryota, Viridiplantae, Streptophyta, Magnoliopsida, Santalales, Ximeniaceae. Gene Ontology annotation, biological process: protein targeting to membrane; peptidyl-L-cysteine S-palmitoylation. Gene Ontology annotation, molecular function: protein-cysteine S-palmitoyltransferase activity. Bases 263 to 1615 code for a protein of 450 amino acids. The record is from RefSeq and is a predicted model, not a curated record. Gene Ontology annotation, cellular component: endoplasmic reticulum; Golgi apparatus. The transcript is spliced from 5 exons.